UCAGUCACUCAAAUGCUCAUGGCUUACCUGUCACGCCUUUCAGCUAUUGCUGGCAACAAGAUCAACUGUGGGCCUGCCCUUACCUGGAUGGAGAUCGAUAAUAAGGGAAACCAUCUUCUAGUUCAUGAGGAAUCAUCCAUCAACACACCUGCUGUUGGAGCCGCCCAUGUUAUUAAGAGAUACACUGCUCGGGCCCCUGAUGAACUAACCUUAGAGGUGGGAGACAUUGUUUCUGUUAUUGACAUGCCCCCAAAAGUGCUAAGUACAUGGUGGAGAGGCAAGCAUGGAUUUCAGGUGGGACUCUUCCCUGGUCAUUGUGUCGAGUUAAUUAACCAGAAAGUUCCCCAGUCAGUGACCAACUCAGUGCCAAAACCAGUGUCUAAAAAGCACGGCAAGCUCAUUACUUUCUUACGAACAUUCAUGAAGUCUCGUCCAACAAAACAGAAGCUAAAGCAGCGGGGAAUCUUGAAAGAGAGGGUGUUUGGUUGUGACCUGGGGGAGCACCUUCUGAAUUCUGGCUUUGAAGUCACUCAAAUGCUCAUGGCUUACCUGUCACGCCUUUCAGCUAUUGCUGGCAACAAGAUCAACUGUGGGCCGCCGCUUACCUGGAUGGAG
Messenger RNA from Castor canadensis (American beaver), 615 nucleotides. Lineage: Eukaryota; Metazoa; Chordata; Mammalia; Rodentia; Castoridae. The record is from RefSeq and is a predicted model, not a curated record.